GGGGGGUUGACCUUAAGAGUAAAGGUCAGAAGACAUUUAAAGCUCCAGUUCGUGUUGAUCUGCUUCCACUCAGAUUUAAAUCAUCUUGAUCUUCAUUGUGGCUCAAAUCUGCAGUAAUCAGAUUACUUGAGUACUUCCUCGUUCUGGCGUCACCUUUGUUGUGAACUCGCCUUUCUUGUGCAGCCGUCGGUGUCCCGACAGACACCCGACACCCCGUCUCUAAAUACCCCCUCACCCUCACAAAUAGCCCCCCAGCUCUGAGGAGGAAACCGUCGCUCUGCAGUAUCAGACCAUCGUCCACCGGCGCCGCACGCAGCAGAAAGGAGUCGGACCGCAGCAUGUCGGACCAGUCCCAGUUUGACACGGACGUGUGGACCCUGACCCGGUUCAUCAUCGAGACGGGCCGGCAGGCCAAGGGGGCCACCGGGGAGCUGACCCAGCUGAUCACCGCCAUGCUGACGGCCGUCAAAGCCAUCUCCUCUGCUGUACGCAAAGCCGGCCUGGCCCACCUGCAGGGCAUGGCGGGGGCGGUGAACGUGACGGGGGACGACGUGAAGAAGCUGGACGUCCUGUCCAACGACCUGGUCAUCAACAUGCUGCAGGCGUCCUACAGCACCUGCUGCAUGGUGUCCGAGGAGAACAAGGAGAUCAUCGUCACCCCCAAAGACAAGCGGGGGAAGUACGUGGUCUGCUUCGACCCUCUGGACGGCUCCAGUAACAUCGACUGUUUGGCCUCAAUCGGAACCAUAUUCGCCAUCUACAAACGGGUUUCAGACGGGGAACCCACGGAGAAGGACGCUCUGCAGCCGGGGAACAACAUGGUGUGUGCGGGUUACGCCCUCUACGGCAGCGCCACCCUGGUGGCCCUCAGCACCGGAGCCGGCCUCAACUUCUUCAUGCUGGACCCUGCGAUCGGCGAGUUCAUCCUCAUCGAGAGGAACGUGAAGAUCAAGCCGAAGGGAAAGAUCUACAGUCUGAAUGAGGGCUACGCCAAGUUCUUCCAUCCCUCCAUCAACGAGUACCUCAGACACAAGAAGAACCCGGAGGACGGCAGCGCCCCGUACGGCGCCCGUUAUGUGGGCUCCAUGGUGUCCGAUGUUCACCGCACCAUCGCCUACGGCGGGAUCUUCAUGUAUCCGGCCAAUGAGAAGAGUCCCAAAGGAAAGCUGCGGCUCCUGUACGAGUGCAACCCCAUCGCGUUCCUCAUCGAGCAGGCGGGCGGCCUCGCCACCACCGGGACGCAGAGGAUCCUGGACGUCCAGCCGGAGACCAUCCACCAGCGCGUGCCCUUCGUGGUCGGCUCACCUGACGACGUCAACGAGUACCUGUCCUUCGUCCAGAAGUUCUCCUGAAACUCCGCCCCCUCCAGUCUGAGACGCCGAUGUUUACUGGAAAAACGUUUGUAUUUUUUUGGCUCUUCGGGACUAAAUCUGGAAAUGAAAAUCCCAAAGUUUGUAAAGUUUUUAAAAUGUAAACAUUUUGAAGAUUUUUUGUCAGUUUGUACGUGAACGUGUCGACAAUAAAUAACAAACAUAAAA
Oryzias melastigma (Indian medaka) is the source of this 1538-nucleotide messenger RNA. RefSeq names its product fructose-1,6-bisphosphatase 2 (gene fbp2). Gene Ontology annotation, biological process: sucrose biosynthetic process; fructose 6-phosphate metabolic process; gluconeogenesis. Gene Ontology annotation, cellular component: cytoplasm; cytosol. The record is from RefSeq and is a predicted model, not a curated record. The coding region runs from base 339 to 1352 and encodes 337 amino acids. The transcript has 7 exons. Gene Ontology annotation, molecular function: fructose 1,6-bisphosphate 1-phosphatase activity. NCBI's taxonomy places the organism in Eukaryota, Metazoa, Chordata, Actinopteri, Beloniformes, Adrianichthyidae.